Molecule: messenger RNA, 1042 nt
Organism: Pseudomassariella vexata
Lineage: Eukaryota; Fungi; Ascomycota; Sordariomycetes; Amphisphaeriales; Pseudomassariaceae
Product: nitrilase and fragile histidine triad fusion protein NitFhit
Exons: 3
Coding region: 95-1042 (315 amino acids)
Source: RefSeq, a predicted model, not a curated record
AUCUCUUGUGCUCUACAUUCGGAACAACCAUUAAUACAACCAUCGAUUCCAUAUACUGCUUGCGUAAAUACAUAGCCACAGGAACACCCCGAAGAUGGCGAUCGCGGCAGUGGGGCAGAUAUGCUCGACUACGUCGAUGGCGCACAACCUCGAGCAGUGCGUUAAGCUUGUAGGCAAAGCCGCAGCUGCUGGGGCUAAGGUACUCUUCUUCCCCGAAGCAUCCGACUACAUCGCCACCUCACCGUCCGAGUCCCUCUCCCUCGCGAAACCCAUGGCCACCUCCCCCUUCGUGACAGGCCUCCAAUCUGCGGCACGCAAGCACUCCCUCUGCGUGCAUGUUGGAAUCCACGUGCCUGUGACUGUCCAGCCCUCUGCCCCCCAAACUACUUCUCCUUUUCAAACCACUACCGACUCCAUCAAAGAAGGUACAGACGAAACCCCCAUCACCAAGCUUUUGAACCGCAGCAUCUGGAUCCAAUCUGACGGAACCCUAAACCCCUCCGCCACCUAUGACAAAUUGCACCUCUUCGACUACCCCCCGCUUCUCGAGUCCGCCAUCACCCAGCCCGGCGCCUCUCUAGUACCCCCCUUUGCCUCCCCCAUCGGGCAAAUAGGCAGCCUAAUCUGUUUCGACCUGCGCUUCCCUGAAGCCUCGCUGCGUCUCUCCUGCCCGUCUCACUUCCCCUCCUCCCCGGCGCAAAUUCUCCUCUACCCCUCUGCCUUCACCGUACCCACCGGCAGAGCGCACUGGGAAGUUUUACUACGAGCUAGGGCGAUCGAGACGCGGUGUUGGGUUAUUGCUGCGGCACAGGUGGGGAGGCAUGCGGGGCAGGGGGGAAAGAGGGUUAGUUAUGGGCGGAGUUUGGUGGUGGAUCCCUGGGGGAGGGUUGUGAUGAGGUUGAAGGGGAUCAGGGGGGAGGAGGAGGAUGCGGAUACGUGGGAGGCGGAGGAGGGGGCUGUGGGGGAAUUGGGGAUCGUGGAUGUGGAUUUGGGGGUCGUGGAGGAGGUUAGGGGGCGGAUGCCGUUGGUUAGGAGGACGUGA